Molecule: messenger RNA, 1610 nt
Organism: Oryzias melastigma (Indian medaka)
Lineage: Eukaryota; Metazoa; Chordata; Actinopteri; Beloniformes; Adrianichthyidae
Gene: tektl1
Product: coiled-coil domain containing 105
Exons: 8
Coding region: 117-1484 (455 amino acids)
Source: RefSeq, a predicted model, not a curated record
GUUUUCCGGUUAUCUGUGUGUUGCCAUGGAGAUGAGACCUCACACCAAGCGUGUGGUUACAAACUGCUGAAAAGCCGCUUAAAACAACAAAGAUAAGUUUUGGGACUUGCUUCUAAAUGCAACUUCAGUCGGUCCCCGUCGGUUCCGGCUCUACCGAACCGCUGUUAUGGCGCGAGAGGACGGUCCAGACCAUCCGGCGGGCGGAGCACCUGGUCCGGCAGACUCGAGCCGGGCUGUCAGCGACUGGCAGCCGAUCUAUGAGCGUCGGUUCCCCCCAGAGAUUUGUGGUAGAAGCGUCCGGUGAUAAGAUCCGGGCAGAGGAACGUGCAGAGAGUCGUGACUCGGUCUGGAGCAAGAAGUCCAGAGCCCGAACUGCAGCCGUGACGAGGAGAUCUCCUGCCACGUUCCCACCUCCUGACUUACGUGAGCAGUGCUCCGCAGCCAGCAGUGCCAUGGCCAGCCAGUACAUGCGGAAAGUGCGGGAGGUGGAGGCUCAGCUGCAGCGGCAGGCUGGCAGGGUGACAGAGGAAGUCACCAAGUUGCAAGUGGAGCGGGGCAACCUGGAGAGGGUGCUGCAGAGCCUCAGGACUGACCUGACCAUCAACAAGAGAAGUCGAGAGAGCAGGAGCAAAAGGCCUGCCCCCACCAAUAUGCAGGAGAAAGACAGCGCUGACAGCUUGUUGUUGUGGGAGAGGAAAGAACUGGCUGAGCUGAAACUGGAUCUGGAGGAAGUGCUGGGAAACACGAGGACCCAGCUGCAGGCUCUGGGUGAGAGCAGCAGGCAGCUGCUGGCCUGCGCCUCUGAGCGGGCACAAGUGUUGGAGCUGCUGCCCAGCAGCGGCUGUGCGGGGACUCACAGCACCACCGAUCACACCUUCAUGCAAACCCACCCCAACAACCCCUUUACGCCAAAGUGUAAACAGGUUUUGGAGUCUUCUUCUCUGGAGCUCCAGCAAUCGCAGCAGCUGAGGCAGAGAAUCAGGCAGAAGCUGAGCAGCGCCACCAGCAGGCAGAACGCGGCUCAUCUCUCUGUCAAUAAUGGCCUCCUGCAGAAGGUCGCGGAGGCCGGCAGUCUGCAGCAAAGCCUGACGCUGACCUGUGCAGCCACCAAGCAGGCCAUGUCACGCAAGCAGAGAGAGAUAAAGUCCAUCAGUUACAGCCGAGGAAGAGUGCAGGGUCCAGAGACAAAUAAGGACACACUGACCCGGGAGAAGCUCAACAGGCCUCUGGUGCAGGUUUAUCAGCGACAUGCACUGCGACUACCUGAAGCUGCUCGCCUGGCUCAAGGCAGCGCUGCGCUGACUCGAUGUUUGACGUCCUGUGAGGGGGAGCUGGCGGCGCUGCAGGGCGCGUGCCUGCAGCUGCUGGAUGACCUGCACUGCCAGAGAGCAGCAGCUCAGGUGGACAAGGCCAUCCUCCACAUGAGGCGUCAGCAGGCUGACAGACGAGCCAUGCCGCAUUUUCUCCAGCAGGGGGCGAGCUAAAUCCAAAGGCCUCACCUUUAAUGGAGCUACAAGAGAAUUAAGAUGUUUUACCUCUUUUAAGAACUAAUAUGUAUCCAUCUUGGUUGCAGUGUUUACUUUCUAUUAUUAAAUUCAAUUAUUAGUUUA